Molecule: messenger RNA, 5487 nt
Organism: Brassica napus (rape)
Lineage: Eukaryota; Viridiplantae; Streptophyta; Magnoliopsida; Brassicales; Brassicaceae
Product: polygalacturonase 1 beta-like protein 2
Exons: 2
Coding region: 198-2069 (623 amino acids)
Source: RefSeq, a predicted model, not a curated record
AGUAAGUAGUCGUUGAGAAAACAGUGAAAACAUAGAUUAACGUUCUUGAGAAAUACCUAAUAAAGUUUUUGCAAAAUAAAUGUUUGAUACUCUUUUCUUUUAAUCAAGUUUAAUACUCAAAUAUAUAACCACACGAUAUCAGAGUGAACUCUCUUCAUAUUAUUUCUCCUUCUCAACCAACUCCGUAACUAGAGAAGAUGAACAUCAUUGAAGCAGCUUUCUUCCUCUGCUUCAUUUCAUCUUCUAAUGUGCAUUUCGCCGGAGCUACUAAACAAACCGCCGGCAACAUCACGCCGUCAGAGAACCCAUUCACACCCAAAGCCUCACUGAUACGUUACUGGAACAAACGCAUCAACGGCGGCUCACCACCACCUUCUUUUUUCCUCUCUAAGGCGUCCCCAUUAACGACCGUAGACUCCACGCGCUUCGCCACACUCGCAUCACGCCACGCGCUCGACACUCGCCUCUAUGAUUUCUGCACCGCCGCGAAGCUCUUCUGUUUCCCUGAGCUCGCCGCUCACUCCGUAACCGAGAAGCACGGCGAUGACGUCGGGUUCUCCGUUUACAGCGACAAAAACUUCACCAACUACGGCUCCGACCGUCUCGCCGGAGCCGACACGUUUAAAAAUUACUCCGGCGGGGACAAUAUCGGCGUCGACUCUUUCCGUCGUUAUAGCCGAGAUUCCGCCGGACACGACGAUGGGUUUUCGAAUUACGCCGGAGAAGUCAACGUCGCUGAUCAGAGCUUCACCACUUACGCCACCGGAUCCACCGGCGGCGCCGGCGACUUCACGAACUACCACACGAACGCAAACCAACCCAACGGGAGAUUCACUUCCUACUCCGACGAAGCAAACGGCCGGUCACAAUCCUUCACGACGUACUCCGAGAACGCAAACUCCGGCGCUCAGACGUUCACCAGCUACAGCAAAAACGGCAACGGAGCUCCGAACGGGUUCUCGGGUUACGGAUCCGGGUCAAACGUGGUAAAAUCUGGUUUCUCCGGGUACGGGGAGACCGCAAACGGAGCUAACGACACGUUCACAAGCUACGGCGGCGACGGGAAUCUCCCGGUGAACGAUUUUAAAAAGUACGGCGAAAGAGGAAACGGCGCCGUUUACGGGUUUAAGAGCUACAGAGACCAGUCCAACAUCGGAGCUGACUCUUUCUCUUCCUACGCCAAAGAUUCGCACAACGAGAAGGUCAAUUUCGUAAAUUACGGAAAAUCAUUCAACUUGGGCUCCGAUGACUUCACAGGCUACGGCCAAGGCAACGACGGAGGUAACGUCAGCUUCAAAACCUACGGUCAAGGUCCGAGUUUCAAAGCGUACACAAAAGACGGCGUCGUUUUCGCGAGGUACUUUAAUAACGCGAGCUCCAGUGGCAAAAAGGUAAAUAAAUGGACAGAGCCGGGUAAAUUCUUCAGGGAGUCUAUGUUAAGAGAAGGGACUUUGAUGCAAAUGCCAGAUAUUAAGGAUAAAAUGCCUAAAAGGACGUUUUUACCCCGAACCAUAGUUUCAAAAUUAUCGUUUUCAUCUUCUAAGACCGGCGAGGUAUGGAGAAUCUUCGGCGCCGGCGAGAACUCGUCGAUGGCGGGGAUAAUCUCGUCGGCGAUUUCCGAAUGCGAGAGACCGCCAAGCUACGGCGAGACGAAGCGGUGCGUGGGAUCAGCGGAGGACAUGAUCGAUUUCGCCACGUCAGUGCUUGGACACGGCGUUGUGGUGAGGACGACGGAGAAUGUGGUCGGGUCGAAGAAAAAAAUCGUGAUCGGGAAAGUCAAAGGAAUCAACGGUGGAGAUUUAACUAGAGCGGUUUCAUGUCAUCAGAGUUUGUACCCGUAUCUACUGUAUUAUUGUCAUUCGGUACCUAAGGUGCGGGUCUAUGAAGCGGAUCUUCUUGACCCGGAGAGUUCAGAGAAGAUUAACCAUGGUAUUGCCAUUUGUCAUAUUGACACGUCAGCGUGGAGUGCAAGUCAUGUAGCGUUUUUGGCUCUAGGGUCUGGUCCGGGUAGGAUUGAAGUUUGUCAUUGGAUCUUUGAGAAUGAUAUGACGUGGACUACUGUUGAUUAAGGCUUUGGACAGCUUUUGUCGUUCGGAUACCUAAUAUUUACUACUGAGUUUUGCUUCAUCGUUUUUUUCUCUUUUUGCAGAUUUUCUCCCCUUUUUUUUUCUUAAAGCUUCCAUUCUCAUUUUAUAGUAUAUUCGUAAAAUUAAGAUUGAAGUUGAGGGAUACAUGAUUAUUUGGUUUUAACAGGAAAAGAGUUUUUGUCACGUGAUCUGCAAGAUUCGGCUUAUGUUCAAAACCAAAGUCAGUUUCUUGCAAGCCAAGCAAUUAUCAUAUCUAUCAUAUCCGCCUGCAACACAAUCGUUUGCCAGCUUGUAAAGUAACCGUGUUCAGACAACGCUACUCCAAGAUCUCUUACACGGUGUAAUCCACUUACUCAAAGAAAUAUAGCUUUGUUGCUCGAUAUUCAGCAGUUUUCUCAAAGUAGUUUUCUGAAAAGUAGGAGAAAGGGAAUCGACCCUAUAACUCAGACCUCUCCAACUCAUGUGAAAACACCAAUAUGAUGCCACAUUAUCUGUACUAAUGUAGCGACAGUGUUACUUCCAUGACGUAAUUGUUUCACAAAAUCAAUCAUUAUGAUGGCAGAACACAGUGCAUCGGCUACAGCAUCUACUUCAAGGAUUUUUAACCUUAAUAGCCCUAGAUCCAGAAGACGAGUAACCAAAGGAAGUCAGGAGAGAAGAAUCAUCAUCAUCACUUACUACCAGAAUUUUUAUGAAUGUUAGGAGUUCCCUGCAAUUGCAUAACAUAAAUACUUUCAUAAUCUUGGCAAGAGCAAGAUCCAUCUGCGAACGAAACAAGUCCUAACACAAUAACAUUAUAAUCGAGUGACAUUUUUAAUCUACUGUGUUUGACCAAACUAUAGAAUCAGUUAAGUUAGCUAAAAAAUGUUAUCUCUGGCUUUUUCAAGUGGACUAGCAUCAGGUCGGAUAGAUUCAGAGAGAUGGCUUUGAGUUAACUAUAACGAUGACGUAUGUGGCAUUAGUGCGUUGAGCUUAGAAACGGCAAUGUAUAGAGUAUGUGAGGUUUUGUUUAUUUCGUCCCACAUCGUCAAAUAACAGGGAACUUUUACGGUUUAUAUAUCAGAGAGAUGGAAGUGAAGGUCACGACCUUACUUGAACAGGAUCUGUUCUAUAGGCUCGUACCUCUGUAUCCUUGAUUUAUAAGGAGACAGGCCCCUAAACCUGGUUGAUGAAUCAUGGCCGUGCGACUUGAGUGUGAUUAACGGUUGUGAUUCUCCUCGGAGGCUCCGCACUGUAGAGGAUCGCUAUCCGGUUAGAUCUUGAUCUCUCCGGAUUGGUAGCACGGUUGUCUGACAGGCUUUACUUUUUUCAGUUGAAACAUAUUAUAAUGUCACAUGCUCAAAACGAUCCCACAAUUGUUGCUUUUUCAUAUAUAUGUAAUUCUGCCCUGGAGCCAUGUUUAUUAGAAUGUUGUAGUAGAUAUAUGGCAUUUGAGCUCUGUGUCUUCUGAAGCUCAAACUCAUUAAGACAAGAAUCUAGAUAGUUACUUUCUGCCUGCCGUUUUGAUUCUCAACUUAUAAUUUUCUUUCUUAGUAGAAUUACGAGCAGAAGAAAAUAUGUGAACUCUGGGAUGUUAUGAUUCAAAACUAAUUGAUAUUAUACAACAAAUACUCAGUUUUUUACCCUAGAUUGUAAAAUGAACUGUUUGGGUGGAACCUUGAAAAAGGCAUAUCAAAAACUCACGAGCAGCCGUGAAGUGGACACAGGAUCAAACUGAACCAAACUUUUACAAAUUAAACCAAAAUUAACCAAAAAUUACAAAUAACCAAAAUUUAACACGUUUGUUUUCUCAAGAGUUAAGACUGAACCGAACGGAAUAACUAAUCAGUUCAAUUCGGUGGCAGUACCCGAAAGCUGACAAGACAAGUUAAGGAAAGCGUGAGAAUACCAAAUCGACAACAGUAAUAUCAGCCUAGAUAGAUAGGCAUCAAGCAAUAGCUUUCUUGGGUCUUUUAGCUCUUAAUAACUCAAAAUUUCCUGUCUACAAAAGUUUAUUGUUUUGAGGUUGUGUACAGAUUAACACCACACCUCCUUGAUCUCCAAGAGAACUCUAUCACUUUUAAAAUUUCCAAGUUCACUUUUUGGGUCAGCAAUUCAUUCCACCAAAAUGAGCAUUUUCCAUGCCAUCAAUAACCACUACUAGAUUAUGUGUGCUAUUAUCAGCAUCCUGGAGGCAAGGUCGAGAACAAGUUUUAUACAAAUAAUGACCCAUAAUACACCCUUUCCAUAAAAUAUCCUGAGAGAAAUAUAAAAGACCAGACAAUAAGGAUUAACCAUAGAGAAGACUUAUGCAAGUAAGCAGCGAAACAGAGCAUAACUACAAAACUUUGCUAGAGGAUUGCAUUAGAUUCUAUAGGCGGAUAAAACAUAGAAAAUAAACUGUAGAGACUGAAGCAGAUUCUUGUAAACAAUAAUCUGGCUAUAUUCCAUUUUUUUUUUGGUUAUUCUGAUAUAGCCAUAACUCCCAAGACUGAAGCAGCCAGACAUUAUAUGGUAAGGAUGUUUGGUAAUUGGUACUGACAUCCAGGGAACACAACGGAUCACAAGUGUUUGGGUGCAAAGUACUUGACGUGAAUGUUCAAGAGAAAGAUAUGUUAUCUCAUAGACUAUGAGUCAUAGUUGUGUCUGUCAUGUUAGCUUGGCAAUGACGAUACAAAUCUGUGACCACCUCUGUUAACAACAACCAGUUAAUCCACCAAAAACGGUUUCUAGAUUGUCCAGUAGUAUCUUUGGCUUGACAAGAACCAAAGUCUUGGGUCUGCUUCUUGAGAAAUUAUCCAACAGCCCAAGUGCUUUCCGCAUAAUUACGCAGAAGUGGAAUCAAUCGAUUGAGAGCGAACGAGACUACGAACUUCUGGGGCAAGAGCUUCGCCGCUGUGGAGACAGAGCAUGAAAUUCCGUCACAAACUUAUCUACCGGAAACUUAUCAUGAAACGCAAUCACGGACUCAGAAGAGAUUAUUCAAAGAAACAUCUGUUUCAGUCUCUUUCAUCUGCUUACUGUAUUUGGUAUUAGUUUUUUUCUGAGGGGAGAAACGACCGCGCAUUGGAAAUAGGUCAUUGUGGGGAGAAACACGACGACGUAUUUAGCGUGCCAUGUUGUUUAUUACAUCCCACAUCGUUAACAAACAGAGAAGUCAAGCCGUUUAUAAAGAGCAGAGUCGAAGGUAGAGGUCACGACCUUACUUGAACAGGAUCUGUUCUAUAGGCUCGUACUUCUGUAUCCUUGAUUUCUAAGGAGACAGGCCCCUAAACCUGGUUGAUGAAUUAUGGCCGUGCGAUCUGAGUGUGAUUAACGGCUACGAUUCUCCUAGGAGUCUCUGCGCUGUAGAGGAUCGCUAUCCGGUUAGGUCUUGACCUCUCUGGGGUGGUCGCACGGUUCUAUGACAGGCUUUCCUUUU